Messenger RNA from Orycteropus afer afer, 1335 nucleotides. RefSeq names its product relaxin family peptide receptor 3 (gene RXFP3). Lineage: Eukaryota; Metazoa; Chordata; Mammalia; Tubulidentata; Orycteropodidae. Gene Ontology annotation, molecular function: G protein-coupled receptor activity. Gene Ontology annotation, cellular component: membrane. The record is from RefSeq and is a predicted model, not a curated record. Gene Ontology annotation, biological process: immune response; G protein-coupled receptor signaling pathway.
AUGAACGAGGCGACUGGCGGAGGUGAGCGCUCAGAUUUCUUCACUCUGAUCCCUGACCUUCUAGAGCCGGGCAAUGCGAGUGGCAACGCGUCGCUGCAGCUCAAGGACUGGUGGUGGGAUCUGGGGCUGGAAUUACCCGACCGCGCGGGCAGCGGCGAAGGGCUGCGUAUCUUCAUCAUUGUGGUCUACUCAGUGGUUUGCGCAGUGGGGCUGGCGGGCAACCUGCUGGUGCUCUACUUGAUGAAGAGCAAGCAGGGCUGGCGCAAGUCCUCCAUCAAUCUCUUUGUCACCAACCUGGCGCUGACCGAUUUCCUGUUCGUGCUCACUCUGCCGAUUUGGGCAGUGGAGAGCGCGCUAGACUUCAAAUGGCCCUUCGGCAAGGCCAUGUGUAAGAUUGUGUCCAUCAUGUCUUCCCUAAACAUGUAUGCCAGCGUCUUCUUCCUCACUGCCAUGAGCGUGGCGCGCUACUACUCGGUGGCCUCUGCUCUCAAGAGCCACCGGACCCGAGGGCACGGCCGGGGCGGCUGCUGCAGCCGGACCUUGGAGGACAGCAGCUGCUUCUCGACCAAAGCUCUGUGCGUCUUCAUCUGGGCCUCGGCCACCCUGGCCUCGCUGCCCAAUGCCAUCUUCGCCUCCACGACCAAGGUGCUGGGCGAAGAGCUGUGCCUGGUGCGCUUCCCCGACCAGCCGCGACCGGGAGAUGGGCAGUUCUGGCUGGGCCUCUACCACACACAGAAGGUGCUGCUGGGCUUCGUGCUGCCACUGGGCAUCAUCAGCCUGUGCUACCUGCUGCUUGUGCGCUUCAUCUCAGACCGCCGCGCGGCGGAGGCCCACGGUGGGGCCGCAGCGCCCGGGAGAGGCCUGGCUGAAGCCAGCGCGCGGAGACGGUCCAAGGUCACUAAGUCAGUGACCAUCGUGGUCCUGUCCUUCUUCCUGUGUUGGUUGCCCAACCAGAUGGUCACCGCCUGGGGCAUCCUCAUCAAGUUCGAUGCCGUGCCCUUCAGCAACGAGUAUUUCCUCUUCCACCAGUACGCGCACCCCCUGAGCGUGUGCCUGGCUCACUGCAACAGCUGCCUCAACCCGGUCCUCUACUGUCUGGUGCGCCGCGAGUUCCGCAAGGCGCUCAAGAGUCUGCUGUGGCGCAUCGCUUCGCCCUCGCUCACCAGCAUGCGCCCCUUCACAGCCACCACCAAGCCCGAGCCGGAGGAGCAGGGGCUGCAGGCCCUGGCGCCGCUUCACGCUACCCCUGAGCCCGACUUGGUCUAUUACCCACCAGGCGUCGUGGUCUACAGCGGGGGGCGCUGCGACCUGCUGCCCAGCAGUUCUGACUACUAA